AUGUCGGCCACAUUAAAACCGUAUUUAACGGCAGUUCGACACACGCUUACAUCGGCUAUGUGUUUGGAUCAUUUUUCAUCACAAGUCGUAGAAAGGUACAAUAAACCCGAAGUUGAAGUGGGUACAAGCAAAGAAUUAUUACUGAACCCAGUGAUUAUUUCUCGAAAUGCCAAUGAAAAAGUGCUAAUUGAGUCAUCAAUAAAUUCUAUUAGAAUCAGUAUAAUGAUCAAGCAAGCAGAUGAAAUAGAAAAGAUACUAUGUAAAAAGUUUAUGCGUUUUAUGAUGAUGAGAGCGGAAAACUUUAUCGUAUUAAGGCGGAAACCGGUGGACGGAUACCAUAUCAGCUUCCUUAUAACAAAUUUCCACACUGAACAAAUGUAUAAACAUAAAUUGGUUGACUUUGUAAUAUAUUUUAUGGAAGAAAUUGAUAAAGAGAUAAGUGAAAUGAAACUUGCUGUAAAUGCCCGUGCCCGAAUCUGUUCUGAAGAAUUUUUGAAGAGAUUCUAA
Messenger RNA from Pieris macdunnoughi, 507 nucleotides. NCBI's taxonomy places the organism in Eukaryota, Metazoa, Arthropoda, Insecta, Lepidoptera, Pieridae. The record is from the annotation of a GenBank genome assembly.